GCGUCUUAGGAAUUCGUGUUUAUUUCCAUGCAAAGAGACAUACAUACGAUGCGCCCAGAGGGAUGUUCCUACUGCUUUCCCCCCUUUGGUUCCCCUGCAGCUUCCUUCUCCAACAAGAGUUUGGCUCUUCUCAAUCAGUAUUCUGAAAUAUUAUCAUGUGAAAGAGACCAGCUGAAGAAAAGAGCUCUGCUUGCUCAAGCCUUGCCACUGCCAGACGUAGGCUCCUCCUGGUACUGCAAGAAGAGCGAGGAGAUCAGAAUCCAGAAUGCAGUUUGCAGAAUACGCAUCAACAAGACCAAGUCCACGUGGCUUUGGUGCAAAGAACUAGGAAACUGAUCAAGUUUUAAGAACAGCAGGACUGUUCAUUAUCUACUUGCAGUGCAGACCGAGUUUCAGAGGUUUCUUAAGAGCUGUGAGAACUCGUCGCAUUUUGAUGGUUAGUACGAAAUUAUAGAGGUGUUCACCCUGCAAAAUUCAAUAGUAUAUACUUUUUAACUUGUUUCUCAAUGGCUACUAAUAUCAGAUAUGAUCCAUAUUGAACGAAAGCAAUUUUCAUAGAAAUCUAAACUA
Molecule: messenger RNA, 570 nt
Organism: Gossypium arboreum
Lineage: Eukaryota; Viridiplantae; Streptophyta; Magnoliopsida; Malvales; Malvaceae
Exons: 3
Coding region: 28-336 (102 amino acids)
Source: RefSeq, a predicted model, not a curated record